Messenger RNA from Lingula anatina, 610 nucleotides. RefSeq lists its product as uncharacterized. Gene Ontology annotation, cellular component: extracellular region. Gene Ontology annotation, molecular function: chitin binding. NCBI's taxonomy places the organism in Eukaryota, Metazoa, Brachiopoda, Lingulata, Lingulida, Lingulidae. The record is from RefSeq and is a predicted model, not a curated record.
UGUAACAGGUACAUCAUUUGCUCGUAUGGAACGGCGUUCAGUUUUAAGUGUCAGAAAGGUCUGGUGUACGAGCCGCGGUCAAAAAGUUGUGUAUUCCCCUGGCAAUAUGACUGCAUCCCCAAGACAACUAGACGCCAGAAAAAGACCACUGCUGCUUCGAGGACAAAGUCAACCACGGAACAAGCCGAGACAACAACGCCUUCUCCCCUCGUAUGCAGAGAUAACGAAACUUUAUGUGCCAUGGCCGGAGGGCUUUGCCGAGAUGUCCAGGAGGGCUGUGAACAUGAUAGCGGCCUUGGUUUGUUUAUUCGCUGGGGCUGUGAGGGUCAUGCUACCUGUAUACCGCUGGUGCGUACUGGGGCAUAAGGGAGAGUGUCGGUACGUUGAGUAUGGUUGUGAAGGAGGCCAUUUUUUAACCGGGAAUGAAUGUGCUGGUGGUGAUAAGCGACUGUGCUGUGUCCGAGACACAUUGACCGAUACUGUCCAUAAAACCACACCAAGCAAAUUGUCGACAGUGAAGACACCGACGACGGAGACUGAUGAUGCAGUGACAUCGUCGACGGAGACUGACCUGGACGAUACCAUGACAUCGACUGAGACCGAGACUUAG